UCGAAGGUCCAAAUCAUGAAAACUGAACCAUAAAAAAUUACCUCAAAUUCUGACAACAAAGCCUCGCAUAUGGAUAAGACGAAGGCAAACAACACGCGCAGGUUUCCGAGAUCCAGAAACUAGAGCCACAAUUAUCUUCCAGAGAUGGUGAUCAUUCCGGAGGUGGCCCUGAGCUCUGGUUACCGUCCCAUUCCCCUGGUGGGCAUGGGCACCGGCGCCUUGUCUCUGGUGCCCGAGGACUUGAAGCUCGCCGUCCUCCAUGCCAUCGAGCUCGGCUACCGCCACUUUGACACGGCUGCCAUCUACCAAUCCGAGCAGCCGCUCGGAGAAGCCAUUGCCGAAGCCUUGCGACGUGGACUCGUCAACUCUCGGAGCGAGCUCUUCGUCACAUCCAAGCUGUGGUGCAGCGAAGCACACCCAGACCUCGUCCUCCCCUCCCUUCAGAGGACCCUCCGUAACCUCCAAUUGGAUUACCUUGAUCUCUAUCUCAUCCAUUGGCCUAUAUGCUUAAAGCCUGGAGCAUAUAAUAUCCCUAUAAACGAGGAAGACAUUCUUCCCUUAGACUUGAAGUCUGUAUGGAAAGCCAUGGAGAAGUGCCAAAAGCUCGGUUUGGUAAAGUCAAUUGGGGUUAGCAAUUUCUCAGGAAAGAAAUUAGAAGAAUUGCUUGAGUUUGCUGAAAUAUCUCCAGCUGUGAACCAGGUGGAGAUGAAUCCAAUUUGGCAACAGAAGAAUUUGAGGAAAUUCUGCAAGGACAAGGGUAUUCAUGUGACUGCCUACUCUCCUAUAGGAGGCGAAUCUUUCCCAGGAAGCAGGAACCUUGCGAUGGAGUCAGAGGUGCUCAAAGAGAUAGCAAAGGCUAGGGGAAAGACUGUGGCUCAGGUUUCCCUAAGAUGGGGAUACGAGCAAGGAGGAAGCAUGAUAGUAAAAAGUUUCAACAAGGAAAGGCUCAAGGAAAAUAUCAAAAUUUUUGAUUGGGAACUAAGCGAUGAAGAACGUCAAAAAAUUAGUCAAAUUCCACAAAGUAAGAAAUAUCCCGUGCUGUCUAUCCUCUCCCAUGGAGGGUCUAUCAGAUCUCCUGACCUUUCAGAUUUUGAGUGAUAAACUCAGGUUGAGCAUAUGAAUAAAAAGGUUCCUCUUUCGUGGUUAUUGAUCCAAGAAGCUAUGUAGACAAAAGGAGGCAAGCUAGAAACAGCAAAUCAUAAAUCCAUGGAUUACCAACAGAAGUUGCCCAUAGUCAAAAGCUCUUAGAAUGUUUCACAAACUCAAGCACAAAUGUAAUGUGUUAGUACGCUUUGAAUGUUUAGAGAAUAAUGCUGUAUGAGCAUGCCCUUAAUUUGUAUUUUUAUAAGUUCACUAGCGCAUAUAGUUCAAUAAUUUUCUCUGAGUGUCAAAUAUCAUUAAUCAGAAGCCUUGAAAUGAUAAAAUGAUAUGAGUAUUUGUUUAUUGGAAAAGCAA
Molecule: messenger RNA, 1455 nt
Organism: Elaeis guineensis (African oil palm)
Lineage: Eukaryota; Viridiplantae; Streptophyta; Magnoliopsida; Arecales; Arecaceae
Product: non-functional NADPH-dependent codeinone reductase 2
Molecular function (GO): oxidoreductase activity, acting on the CH-OH group of donors, NAD or NADP as acceptor
Source: RefSeq, a predicted model, not a curated record